This is a messenger RNA of Halichondria panicea, 8174 nucleotides long. Its product is annotated as filamin-B-like. Gene Ontology annotation, biological process: actin cytoskeleton organization. NCBI's taxonomy places the organism in Eukaryota, Metazoa, Porifera, Demospongiae, Suberitida, Halichondriidae. Gene Ontology annotation, molecular function: actin filament binding. The record is from RefSeq and is a predicted model, not a curated record. The transcript is spliced from 3 exons. The coding region runs from base 122 to 8035 and encodes 2637 amino acids.
UUACAACUACAUGUACAACCUAUUUUUACAAGCUAAGUUGAGGUGUUCUUGCAAUAAAUAUUGCGCAGAAAGUUUGUUGGCUGGCUGAAUAAUUAUUACGGUGUACACUGUUACAGCAUAAAUGGCUGACUCAAGGAGAGAAGUGGACAACACAGCCAGUGUGAUGGCAGACAAGUCUUGGAUUUAUGUGCAGAAGAAAACAUUCACCAACUGGGUCAAUGAUAAGCUGAAGGCCACAGAGGCUCGAGUUGAAGACUUGCAGAUAGACUUCAAAGAUGGAAUAGCACUGAUCACUCUCAUGCAAGUUCUAGCUCCUGGCAAGAAGAUGCCUGGAAAACACAAGAAAAAUCCUCGAAUGGAUGUACACAAAAGAGAGAAUUUGACAAUUGUAUUCCAGUUCAUGAUCAAUGUGGAGAAUAUCCCACUUGUGAAUAUAGGUGCAAUGGAUAUCUACCAGUGCAACUUAAAGUUGAUCUUGGGUCUCAUCUGGACUCUUAUUCUCCGUUACCAGAUUGCAGGCCCUGUUGUACAUGAGGCACCUGACGACAAGAAGUCUGGAAAAAAAGCCAAUUCAAAGGAACAAAAGAGUGCGAAGAAGCUCCUCCAUCAUUGGGUAAAUGUUGUCAUUCCAGGAUGCAAGGUCACAAAUUUUUCACAAUCCUGGAACAAUGGACUAGCUCUCUCUGCCUUAGUGGACUACUGCAAACCUGGACUUAUCCCAAACCACGCCUCUCUCGAUCCGAACAAUGGGCUGGAAAAUAUCACGAAUGCCAUGGACAUUGCUGAGAAGGAGCUGGGUGUACCACAAGUCAUGCACCCUGAGGAUAUGGCUGUGGAGAAACCAGACGAGCUCUCCGUUAUGACAUAUGUCUCUGGAUAUUCACACCAAGAUUCAGCCGGUCAGAAAUCUCUUCUAAUCUGGAUCAACAUUCAGAUGCCGCAUUUCCAAGUUACGAAUCUUUCUUCGGAUUGGACCGAUGGAAAAGCCCUGGGAGCACUCACUGAUGUCCUUUCUGGAGGGCAGUUUCCUGAAUACGAAGGAAUGAGCUCUGAAACUCCCCUUGAAAAUUGCAAGAUUGUCAUGCACAAAGCAAAGGAGAUGCUAGAAAUAGAACUAUUGACCACUCCUGAAGAAUUCUCCUCCCUAUCCCUCAACCAGCUGACAAGAGUGUCGUAUCUUGCUCAAUUUCAGUCAUGCAAACCCAAAUCACUGAUUGAUUCCCUCGAAGUCAAUGGCAAAGGCGUAACAGGAGACAUAGUCAACCAAGAAACCACCUUCACUGUGUCUGCACAGAGGAUUCCAAAGUGGGCUGACAUUCGAGCAAAUGUGUCUACAGCAACUGGAAAAACGAUUCAAGUGACGAAACAAUUUCAAGACGAUAAAUCUGCCAAAUUUUCCUACACUCCUGAAGAACCUGGGGAAUUUGUCAUCGAUAUCUUCAUGAAUGAUUCUCCUCUGCCACAACAUCAUGCAACACACAUCAUUCCUACCUUCGUGAACAACUGUACAGCAUCUGGCGAUGGUCUCAAGAGAGCGUGCGUGGGCAAGAGGGCAGAGUUCACUGUCGACUGCGAGCAAGGAGGAAUGGGAGAGCUGCAAGUGAUAAUUCAGGGACAAAACAACAAACUGCCUGCUGUAAUGGAGAAAACAAAGCCACAAACAUUCAAUGUUCACUACACUCCAGAGGAAGUAGAUUCUCAUGAAAUUGCAAUCACCUGGGGCAGUGAACAGAUUCCCGAGUCUCCAUUCCAAUGUACUGUACUUGAUCCAAGCAAGUGCUCAGCCAAAGGCAAAGGAUUGACUGAUGCUAUCAUCAACGUUCAACACACGUUUGUCGUGGACACCAGGAAUGCAGGACCAGGAGAACUUUCCGUUAAAUGCAGGGGACCUAGUGGUGAACUUUCAGUCGAAAUCAAAGGUCUCCAAAAGGAAUUGUUUGAAUGCUCCUAUGUACCGAAAGAAGAAGGUAGUCAUGUUAUCGAUAUCUACUGGUCGGACAUUCCCAUUCCUGAUAGUCCCUUCAAGGUCAAUGCUAUUGUUCCAACUUAUGGCAACAAAUGUACAGCAUCUGGCGAUGGUCUCAAGAGAGCAUGCGUGGGCAAGAUGGCAGAGUUCACUGUUGACUGUGAGCAAGGUGGAGUGGGAGAGCUGCAAGUGAUAAUUCAGGGACAAAACAACAAACUGCCUGCUGUAAUCGAGAAAACAAAGCCACAAACAUUCAAUGUUUCCUACACUCCUGAAGAAGUAGAUGCUCAUGAAAUUGCGAUCACCUGGGGCAGUGAACAGAUUCCCGAGUCUCCAUUCCAAUGUACUGUACUUGAUCCAAGCAAGUGCUCAGCCAGAGGCAAAGGAUUGACUGAUGCUAUCAUCAACGUUCAACAGAUGUUUGUUGUGAACACCAGCAAUGCAGGACCUGGAGAACUUUCCGUUAAAUGCAGAGGACCCAGUGGUGAGCUUCCAGUGGAUAUCAAAAAUGUCCAAAAUGAAUCGUUUCAAUGCUCCUAUGUGCCGAAAGAAGAAGGUAGCCAUGUUAUCGAUAUCUACUGGUCGGACAUUCCCAUUCCUGAUAGUCCCUUCAAGGUCAAUGCUAUUGUUCCAACUUAUGCCGACAAAUGUACAGCAUCUGGUGAUGGUCUCAAGAGAGCGUGCGUGGGCAAGAGGGCAGAGUUCACUGUCGACUGUGAGCAAGGUGGAGUGGGAGAGCUGCAAGUGAUAAUUCAAGGACAAAAUAACAAACUGCCUGCUGUAAUCGAGAAAACAAAGCCGCCACAAACAUUCAAUGUUUCCUACACUCCAGAAGAAGUGGAUUCUCAUGAAAUUGCGAUCACCUGGGGCAGUGAACAGAUUCCCGAGUCUCCAUUCCAAUGUACUGUACUUGAUCCAAGCAAGUGCUCAGCCAAAGGCAAAGGAUUGACUGAUGCUAUCAUCAACGUUCAACAGAUGUUUGUUGUGAACACCAGCAAUGCAGGACCUGGAGAACUUUCCGUUAAAUGCAGAGGACCCAGUGGUGAGCUUCCAGUGGAUAUCAAAAAUGUCCAAAAUGAAUCGUUUGAAUGCUCCUAUGUGCCGAAAGAAGAAGGUAGCCAUGUUAUCGAUAUCUACUGGUCAGACAUUCCUAUUCCUGAUAGUCCCUUCAAGGUCAAUGCUAUUGUUCCAACUUAUGCCGACAAAUGUACAGCAUCUGGCGAUGGUCUCAAGAGAGCGUGCGUGGGCAAGAGGGCAGAGUUCACUGUCGACUGCGAGCAAGGAGGAGUGGGAGAGUUGCAAGUGAUAAUUCAAGGACAAAACAACAAACUGCCUGCUGUAAUUGAGAAAACAAUGCCACAAACAUUCAAUGUUUCCUACACUCCACAGGAAGUAGAUUCUCAUGAAAUUGCAAUCUCUUGGGGAAGUGAACAGAUUUCCAAGUCUCCAUUUCAAUGUGCUGUAAUCGAUCCAAGCAAGUGCUCAGUGAGUGGAGGAUUGACUCAAGCUACUGUCAAUACUCCACAUACUUUUGUCAUGGAUACCAGGAAUGCAGGACCUGGAGAACUAUCCGUUAAAUGCAGAGGACCCAGUGGUGAACUUCCAGUCGAAAUCAAAGAUCUCCAAAACGAAUCGUUUGAAUGUUCCUAUGUGCCGAAAGAAGAAGGUAGCCAUGUUAUCGAUAUCUACUGGUCGGACAUUCCCAUUUCUGAUAGUCCCCUCAAGGUUAAUGCUAUUGUUCCAACUUAUGCCGACAAAUGUACGGCAUCUGGCGAUGGUCUCAAGAGAGCGUGCGUGGGCAAGAGGGCAGAGUUCACUGUCGACUGUGAGCAAAGUGGAGUGGGAGAGCUGCAAGUGAUAAUUCAGGGACAAAACAACAAACUGCCUGCUGUAAUCGAGAAAACAAAGCCACAAACAUUCAAUGUUUCCUACACUCCUGAAGAAGUAGAUGCUCAUGAAAUUGCAGUCUCCUGGGGAAGUGAACAGAUUCCCGAGUCUCCAUUUCAAUGUUCUGUAAUCGAUCCAAGCAAGUGCUCAGUGAGUGGAGGAUUGACUCAAGCUACUGUCAACACUCCACAUACUUUUGUCGUGAACACCAGGAAUGCAGGACCUGGAGAACUUUCCGUUAAAUGCAGAGGACCCAGUGGUGAGCUUCCAGUGGAUAUCAAAAAUGUCCAAAAUGAAUCGUUUGAAUGCUCCUAUGUGCCGAAAGAAGAAGGUAGCCAUGUUAUCGAUAUCUACUGGUCAGACAUUCCUAUUGCUGAUAGUCCCUUCAAGGUCAAUGCUAUUGUUCCAACUUAUGCUGACAAAUGUACAGCAUCUGGCGAUGGUCUCAAGAGAGCGUGCAUGGGCAAGAGGGCAGAGUUCACUGUCGACUGCGAGCAAGGAGGAGUGGGAGAGCUGCAAGUGAUAAUUCAAGGACAAAACAACAAACUUCCUGCUGUAAUUGAGACAACAAUGCCACAAACAUUCAAUGUUUCCUACACUCCACAGGAAGUGGAUUCUCAUGAAAUUGCAGUCUCCUGGGGAAAUAAACAGAUUUCCGAGUCUCCAUUUCAAUGUUCUGUAAUCGAUCCAAGCAAGUGCUCAGUGAGUGGAGGAUUGACUCAAGCUACUGUCAACACUCCACAUACUUUUGUCAUGGACACCAGGAAUGCAGGACCUGGAGAACUUUCCGUUAAAUGCAGAGGACCCAGUGGUGAGAUUCCAGUUGAUAUCAAAGAUCUCCAAAAGGAAUCGUUUGAAUGCUCUUAUGUGCCGAAAGAAGAAGGUAGCCAUGUUAUCGAUAUCUACUGGUCGGACAUUCCUAUUGCUGAUAGUCCCUUCAAGAUCAAUGCUAUUGUUCCAACUUAUGCCGACAAAUGUACGGCAUCUGGCGAUGGUCUCAAGAGAGCGUGUGUAGAUAAGAGGGCAGAGUUCACUGUCGACUGUGAGCAAGGUGGAGUGGGAGAGCUGCAAGUGAUAAUUCAAGGACAAAACAACAAACUGCCUGCUGUAAUCGAGAAAACAAAGCCACAAACAUUCAAUGUUUCCUACACUCCUGAAGAAGUAGAUGCUCAUGAAAUUGCAGUCUCCUGGGGAAGUGAACAGAUUUCCGAGUCUCCAUUUCAAUGUUCUGUAAUCGAUCCAAGCAAGUGCUCAGUGAGUGGAGGAUUGACUCAAGCUACUGUCAAUACUCCACAUACUUUUGUCAUGGACACCAGGAAUGCAGGACCUGGAGAACUAUCCGUUAAAUGCAGAGGACCCAGUGGUGAACUUCCAGUCGAAAUCAAAUAUCUCCAAAAGGAAUCGUUUGAAUGCUCCUAUGUGCCGAAAGAAGAAGGUAGCCAUGUUAUCGAUAUCUACUGGUCGGACAUUCCCAUUCCUGAUAGUCCUUUCAAGGUCAAUGCUAUUGUUCCAACUUAUGCCGACAAAUGUACGGCAUCUGGCGAUGGUCUCAAGAGAGCGUGCGUGGGCAAGAGGGCAGAGUUCACUGUCGACUGUGAGCAAGGUGGAGUGGGAGAGCUGCAAGUGAUAAUUCAGGGACAAAACAACAAACUGCCUGCUGUAAUUGAGAAAACAAAGCCACAAACAUUUAAUGUUUCCUACACUCCACAGGAAGUAGAUUCUCAUGAAAUUGCAAUCUCUUGGGGAAGUGAACAGAUUCCCGAGUCUCCAUUUCAAUGUGCUGUAAUCGAUCCAAGCAAGUGCUCAGUGAGUGGAGGAUUGACUCAAGCUACUGUCAAUACUCCACAUACUUUUGUCAUGGACACCAGGAAUGCAGGACCUGGAAAACUAUCCGUUAAAUGCAGAGGACCUAGUGGUGAUAUUCCAGUUGAUAUCAAAGAUCUCCAAAAGGAAUCGUUUGAAUGCUCCUAUGUGCCGAAAGAAGAAGGUAGCCAUGUUAUUGAUAUCUACUGGUCAGACAUUCCCAUUCCUGAUAGUCCCUUCAAGGUCAAUGCUAUUGUUCCAACUUAUGCCGACAAAUGUACAGCAUCUGGCGAUGGUCUCAAGAGAGCGUGCGUGGGCAAGAGGGCAGAGUUCACUGUCGACUGUGAGCAAGGUGGAGUGGGAGAGCUGCAAGUGAUAAUUCAGGGACAAAACAACAAACUGCCUGCUGUAAUCGAGAAAACAAAGCCACAAACAUUCAAUGUUUCCUACACUCCAGAGGAAGUGGAUUCUCAUGAAAUUGGGAUCUCUUGGGGAAGUAAACAGAUUCCCGAGUCUCCAUUUCAAUGUGCUGUAAUUGAUCCAAGCAAGUGCUCAGUGAGUGGAGGAUUGACUCAAGCUACUGUCAAUACUCCACAUACUUUUGUCAUGGACACCAGGAAUGCAGGACCUGGAGAACUAUCCGUUAAAUGCAGAGGACCUAGUGGUGAUCUUCCAGUCGAAAUCAAAUAUCUUCAAAAGGAAUCCUUUGAAUGCUCCUAUGUGCCGAAAGAAGAAGGUAGCCAUGUUAUCGAUAUCUACUGGUCGAACAUUCCUAUUCGUGAUAGUCCUUUCAAGGUCAAUGCUAUUGUUCCAACUUAUGCUGACAAAUGUACAGCAUCUGGCGAUGGUCUCAAGAGAGCGUGCGUGGGCAAGAGGGCAGAGUUCACUGUUGACUGUGAGCAAGGUGGAGUGGGAGAGCUGCAAGUGAUAAUUCAGGGACAAAACAACAAACUGCCUGCUGUAAUCGAGAAAACAAAGCCACAGACAUUCAAUGUUUCCUACACUCCUGAAGAAGUAGAUUCUCAUGAAAUUGCAAUCUCUUGGGGAAGUGAACAGAUUUCCGAGUCUCCAUUUCAAUGUGCUGUAAUUGAUCCAAGCAAGUGCUCAGUGAGUGGAGGAUUGACUCAAGCUACUGUCAACACUCCACAUACUUUUGUCGUGGAUACCAGGAAUGCAGGACCUGGAAAACUUUCCGUUAAAUGCAGAGGACCCAGUGGUGAGCUUCCAGUGGAAAUCAAAGAUGCUGGCAACAAAACAUUUCAAUGCACCUGGAUUCCUCAAAAGAUGGGUGCUCACAAUUUUGAUAUCAUCCUGUCUGGCUACCCCAUUCCAACAAGUCCAUUACAAGUCAAUGCUGUCAUCUAUGCUGAUCCUGGAAAGUGCAGUAUUUAUGACCUCCCUCACGGUGAUUUGUAUAUGAAGAAAACUUAUACAUUCACUGUAAAGUCUGAGCAACCUGGCUAUACUUGUGACCUCACUGUCUUUCCUACUACUAAAGAAAGUCUUGAAAGCUGUGAAAUUAAUGGUGAUCGCUCUUCAGGAGUUUAUACUGUACAAUUUGUUCCUGCUGAAGCUGGUAAACUGACAAUGGAUGUCAAGUGCAAUGGCACCAACAUUCUUUCCAGCCCUUUGUCCUUCAAUGUUAUAGAUCUCUCCAAACCUAUAAAAGAACAAUGUGCGUUUCAGGUGAUGCAGAAUAUCGAAGAGAGUGUCAACAUACCUGCUGAAUUUCUUGAAUCCGAAAUGGAAUCUACACCUAGUAAUGAGAUCCCGAGUACUGAUGAGGAAAUGGUUCUGGAGAUCAACGAACCAUUGACUCUUCUAAUUGAUUUAGAGAGUGAUCAAAUUGGUAAAGAUAUAACUGCAACUGUCACUGGCGAGAAAAUGGAACCAUUUGAUGUUCCCGUGGUAAAAAAUUCCAACAAUUCGAUCACAAUUUGCGUCAGUGCAAAUGAACCAGAUCGUUACACUAUUCAGCUGAAAGCAGACGGAGAGCCACUACCCACUGGACCCUUCUUUGUCACCUUCAUUGAGCCCAUUAAAAUUAAAACUCCAUCGGAAACACAGACAGCAAAGUGGGAGCCAAAAGAAGAACGAAUUGUGAAAGUGUCUUACAAGUACAAGAGGAAGAUUAUCAAUGCUCAAGUGAGUCUCUCUGUUGACUCAAGCAUGGCAGAUGCAAUCAAUACAUCGAUUGCCGUGCAAGAAGUUGAAACAGCUGCACCCAUUCCAAUCUCUUUCUCCGAGCUAGAUGGAGGGAUGUACAAUGUUGAGUUCAUGACAACCAACGAAAGAGAGUAUGUGAUGGUGUUCAAGUACCGAUUGAAGAUUGUUCCAACUGCUCAAGACAAACACUAUGUUCUUAGUGUAAUUGCAUAAGCUUAGUUUCAUUUCAUAGCUCGAGAUCAUAGUUAGCUCUAUUCUAGUUUUACCCAUGCAGGAAACGUUUAGCAUCUCUAUAGUUCUCUAUUGUUUUUUAAUAUACAGUUUAGCAAUUAAUCAAUCUACCUAGAAUUGG